UUGUCUAUUGUCUCUAUCUGGGCAACCAUCACCGCCUCGCAUGCUCCCGUGAAUUAAGCCCAAGUUGAGCGUUCCAUAACUUGUCUGCAAACCUCUCGAAGCUCAGUCAGCGCCCGUUCCUCCGUGGCUAAUCUUGUGGCACACAGACAAGAAGGAUGGGUUGUCUUAAGUUUGCUCUCGCCGCCUUCGUGGUCACUGUGAUCAUUGCUGAAACCGUGGCUCAAUUCACAUGCAGGGGUUUCCCAGACGGCUUGUACGCCGAUCCCAAAAACUGCACCAAAUUCUACCAGUGUGACAGCGAAAAGCUGAAGUACUCCCUGACGUGUGCCCACAAGUCCCCCGAGGAUUUCUUCGCCCGUGAUGAUGAGAAGUGCGUCCUUCCAGCCAACCACCUGUCGGAAUGCACAAUGAAGGGAAAGAGACUUCCGUAUGGAGGUGAGGGCUCUUAUGUCUGCCCUGGCCCCGACUACAAGCUGUUCGAGCACCCCGCCGACUGUGUGUUCUACUGGGAGUGUAAUAAGGGGGGCGCCAGCGUCAGGAGUUGUAACGGAGGCAUGUUCUUCCAGGUAGAUACCACCAAUCCUUUUGGCGGCAAGUGCGUGGCCUAUACAGAGGUCAAGGAGAGCUGCUCAGUACGCGGAAAACGCUACACAGAAGACGAGAAAGAAGCCCUGAAAAAUUCCACACCAGAACCUUCUGCUGCUCCUACCUCCGGUGCCACUAAUGCUCCAUCCGGGGACCAGGCGACAGGUGGAGAUGCUGGCGGAAAAUCCAGCGGAACCGGAAGUAACAGCGAUUCCAAAAAUGGCAGUUCACGUUUGUUCCUAGAUGUCGCAUCUGUCACAGUUCUUAUUGCUUCUGUAAUGCUGUGGUAUUAGAUUUAUAUAAUUUUUCUUUUUCAAAUAUAUAAACUUUAAUUUUGCAAUGCGCUUCCUUAAGAUCCAGGUGGAAGAGCAAUAUGUGUGACAGUCCAUGUUAUUUAUUUGGAUUUUGCAUAUGAAAACGCCGCAACCGAUGCCAAUUGUUAACAAAUAUAUUGUCUGUAUCUAAUGUACAUUGCUUAUCAAUCGAAUUACUAAAUAUAAUUUUAUUUAUUUAUUUAUUUAUUUAUUGUUCCCGAAUGUCUAAAAUACAUUUUUUUAUAUAACUAUACCUACAAAAUGUAGAAUAAGCCGGUAGACCUCUAUCCCGUCACGAUAUUGAGCACAUUUGUAAUAUAUUUAACCAUGGAAUAUUUUCUAAUUUUUGGAUUAUAUAUUGUAAUUAUUCAGUGAAAAGUGCAUGUUAAAAUAGAAUGUUUUCAUGCAAACUGCAUCCCUUCUUGUAGAAAGAUGUUUGUAAGUCUUUGCAUUUACUAGUAAGAGGUAAAUAAAAAAGUGUACAAUUAUCGUUUUUGAUCGUAAAUCAUAUUAAAAAAUAUAAAAUGUG
Lingula anatina is the source of this 1428-nucleotide messenger RNA. RefSeq lists its product as uncharacterized. The record is from RefSeq and is a predicted model, not a curated record. Gene Ontology annotation, cellular component: extracellular region. Lineage: Eukaryota; Metazoa; Brachiopoda; Lingulata; Lingulida; Lingulidae. Gene Ontology annotation, molecular function: chitin binding.